AUGAUUGGCCUCACGGCUGUGCUUGUUGUCCUGGAAACAUUCUGUGAGCUGCAGAAGCUCAAGGAAUUUAAAAGGAUCUUCUACUUGAAGAAAGACAAGCUGGAGGACGAACAGAACAUUCUAGACCACGAUCAGCUCUCGUUUCCCUCGGUUACGGACUCUGUGCCUAUUACCAGGGAACAGCAGAAACUCAACGAGGCCUUUUCUCCAGGCCCAGUGGCCAGCUAUCAGUUUACAGAGGAGCCUGUGAACCGGUAUGCAAGUGCUUAUUGGAAUUCGUUUCACACAGUGCUCAGCAAGUACGUGCAUGAAGAACAACUGCAGUUACUUCUAAUGGAAGAAAAUAUUCUGAAUGGUCACCAUGCUUUGCUUAAUCCAGGAGAGGAAAGUGAACAGGACAUAUUUGGUUAUAAGUCCAGUCGAUGCCGCAGUGUACUGUUUGUCAUAGGAUCCAUCCUAACCUGUGGAUUUCUGCUGCUUCUGUUUUACUGGAGGCCCGAGUGGGAUGUCUGGUCCAAGUGUAUUCAGUGCACCUUGCAGGAAGCUGAUAUUGUCCUGCUUAGAACAACAGAUGAAUUUAAAAUCUGGACUAAGAAGAAAGUAAUGUGGGUUCAGCUGUCUUUUCCUAGUAGCACAGCAAGGGCUGAUCAACAACAUUCACUUUUCUCUGAUGAGACAUCAUUGCUGCACAGGAUUGUCAUUAAACCUGAUUUAAAAGUGCGUUUUAUUGAAAUUCAAAAGAUCAGAUACAUCUGGGACCUUUAUGAAAAGCAAUUUAUUAGAGCUGAAGUACUGGAAGACAGAUGUUCCUGUGCUGAUACUCGUUAUAAAUUUGGAUCUGGAUUGACAACCACAGAAGAAGCUACCAGGAGAUUAAUAUUUGGACCCAAUGUCAUUGACAUCCGAAUUUCUCCCAUUUGGAAGCUACUUUGUAAAGAGGUUUUAAAUCCAUUUUAUAUAUUUCAAAUAUUCAGUGUGUGUUUGUGGCUUUCUGAGGAUUAUACUGAAUAUUCAGUUGCACUCAUAAUUAUGUCAUUCAUUUCCAUUGCCUUUUCUGUCUAUGAUGUGCGUCAGCAAUCGAUAAAGUUGUACAGACUUGUAGAAUCUCACAAUAACAUGAUGGUCACCAUCUGCAGAAAAGGUGGAGGAUACGAGAAAGUGCCAUCAAGUGAACUGGUGCCUGGUGAUGUAUUUAUAGUUACAGGAAAUAAACAAGUAUUGUCCUGUGAUGCCAUACUGAUCCAUGGGGGCUGCAUUGUCAAUGAGAGCAUGCUUACAGGCGAAAGUAUUCCCGUAACAAAGACACCUUUGCCAAGCACAGUUAACUGUAGCAGUUGGAAGAGCUCAACCGAAGAUUACAAGCGUCACAUUCUGUUCUGUGGGACUCAAGUCAUUCAAUCAAAGGCAACUAGCGAGGGUGAAGUGAGAGCUGUUGUCUAUCGAACAGGUUUUACUACUACCAAGGGAGAGUUAGUGAGAUCAAUUCUGUACCCAAAACCAAUUGACUUCAAAUUGUACCAAGAUGCCUUUCGAUUCCUGUUGUGCCUGGCAGCUAUUGCAACAAUUGGAAUGAUAUAUUCAGUUUGUAUCCUUGUGUUAAAUGGGAUUCCACCAGGAAAAGUGGUGAGGAAAGCACUUGAUGUGAUAACUAUUGCUGUAUCACCUACCCUACCAGCUUCUGUGACCAUAGGUAUAAUAUAUGCUCAAGAAAGACUGAAAAAGAAAGGAAUCUAUUGUAUUAACCCACAGAGGAUCAAUAUGUGUGGACAGUUGAAUCUUAUCUGCUUUGAUAAGACUGGAACUCUGACUGAGGAUGGACUGGAUUUAUGGGGCUUGGUAUCAACUAAAGGGAAGGGUUUACAGAAUAUAUUCAAGUUUAACAAUGGAGAUACGUUACCAUGGGGGCCACUAUUUGGUGCUAUGGUCAGUUGUCACUCACUCAUCCUCUUAGACAACACUCUUCAAGGUGACCCUCUGGAUUUGAAAAUGUUUGAGAUCACUCGUUGGGAGUUGAAAGAAAAUACAAUGUUAAAGCUGCAAAAUGAGGAAACACAUUCAUUCAUUGUCAAACCUGGGCCUAAAGCUAAUAAGGUAUCAAAGGAAGGUGUCAUUGUUCUGAAACAGUAUCCAUUCUCACCAACAUUGCAGAGGAUGUCCGUUAUAACUCAAGUGAUUGGAAAAGAAAAACUGACUGUUUACCUCAAGGGAGCACCUGAGAUGGUUACUCAACUUUGUAAACCUGAAACAGUUCCACGAACCUUUUCAACUGAACUGCAGCGUUACACAAAGCAAGGUUUUCGAGUUAUUGGAUUUGCAUUUAAGUCUCUUUGGAAUGGCAGAGAUAUCAAUGUCGCCAAUUUAACAAGGGAAGAUGUGGAAUCUGAUCUCGUAUUUCUUGGAUUAAUGAUUCUAGAGAACAAACUGAAACCACAGACAAUCCCUGUACUUUCUGAAUUGUCCAAAGCCAGGAUUCGAACAGUUAUGAUCACAGGUGAUAACUUGCAGACAGCUGUGACCAUAGCGAGAAAUGCUGGAAUGAUUCCCUUAACUCACAAAAUCAUUUUAAUUGAAGCCUCAAAAGUCAAGGAAUCUGGUCCAGCGGUCAUCACCUGGAAGAUAAUGGAAAAUGGCAAGAACACUGAUGAAACUAACAUUCCUAUCAAUGGGUUUGUAAAGAAGAAAGACUUCCAUUUUGUUAUGACUGGAAAAUCUUAUAACAUUUUAGUGCAGCACUUCAACCAUUUGUUACCUAAGUUGCUUAUAAGUGCUACAGUUUUUGCCAGAAUGUCACCAUCCCAGAAGGGAAGCCUCAUAGAGGAGUUUCAAAAAAUGGAUUAUUUUGUGGGAAUGUGUGGAGAUGGUGCAAAUGACUGUGGGGCUUUAAAGAUUGCUCAUGCAGGGAUCUCAUUAUCUGAACAAGAAGCCUCAGUCGCUUCACCAUUUACCUCAAAAAUUCCAAAUAUUGACUGCGUUCCACAACUUAUCAAGGAGGGAAGGGCUGCAGUGGUGUCUUCAUUUUGCAUAUUUAAGUAUAUGGCUCUCUACAGCAUGAUCCAGUAUAUUGGGGUUUUGUGUCUGUACUGGCAAGCAAAUACAUUUGGAAAUUAUCAAUUUUUAUUCGAGGAUCUAGCUAUUGCAACAGUAAUUGGUAUCACAAUGAGCUUUAAUCAUGCCUAUCCACAGUUGGAUCCAAAUCAACCCCCUGGUCAGCUUAUCUCUCCACCUUUGCUGCUGUCGGUUAUUCUUAAUGUUAUUCUAAGCCUGGUUUUACACGUGUUUGGAUUCAUAAUGGUUCAGCAACAACCUUGGUACACACCCACAGAUAUAUACAGAGCUUGUAACCCCACAAAUCUAACCAGUGACGGCAAAACCACAUCUAACAAGACAACAGACACUAUUGCCAGCGCUCUGAGAAAUGAAGACAGCUACAAAAGUUAUGAGAAUACCACUGUGUACCUUUUAUCUCUUUUCAACUGUAUAUCAACAGCGAUUGUAUUCAGUAAAGGAAAGCCCUAUCGCAAACCAAUCUAUACUAACUAUAUUUUUAUGAUUGUCCUUUUGGCUCAGUUUGGAACAUGUCUGUAUUUCCUUUUUGGCAAACAUGAAACUUUAUACAAUGCUCUAGAUCUUGUUUGCACCCCGAGAAGCUGGAGAGUUUACCUUCUAGUUAUGGUUCUUGUUCAUUUUACUGUCAUAAUGGCCAUUGAGGAAAUUCUAAUAGAAAAUAGAUGCCUCAAGGUGUUCCUAACAAAGUGUUGCAAAGUAAAAUCUACACAGCGUUACAAGAAGAUGCAAAGAAUAAUAACGAAAGAACCAAACUGGCCUCCUGAAGAUGAUACAGAUUAUACAACAUCUUGUACCAUGGAUGAAGCGGCUCUGGAAGCUUAUUCUAACAUGAACUAUGAACAUGACAAAGACUCUAAAACAGCCUCAAAUGGGUUUGCAAAUACUACUUCAAAGUAAAUUGAGGAGGGAAGCUGUAAAAAAGAUAACAUUUAAAAUGGUUAUUGACACCACUGCAGAAACUUUUAGUUUAAAACUGUAAUACCAUUCCACCAGGAAACACUUCCAACUGGCUAAUGGUUUUUGGUAAACAUUUUUAAUAAUGAAGUACAAUAAUCAAUAUGGGAUUAAUGUAAAUGAUUUUCAAAGCAAUUAACCUAAUUUACAUGUAUACAAUCGGAAAAUCACCUAAGAACUUUGGACAUUGCUCAUUUACCCUAUGAUACGGUACUCUUUGUUUACUGCUAUUACUCUUAUGUCCUUAUUAGAGUGAAAAUGCACCUUCAACUUUAUUUACAAACUAGGCAAUUAAAAGUACCAGUAUGCCUGAGCUUCUUGAAAGAAUUAUUAUGUGCUUACAGCUCUCUAUUGUUUUUCUGAAACAAGGUUUAAAUCUGUCUGGAAGUUGAAGGAACUUUUGCAGAUUGGAUGGGAGGGCUGAAUAAGUCAAGUUUUACUCCCUACUGCAAUACUGUCCUACACCAUUAAUAAUCAAUAAGCAAAUAAUCUACAUAAUUCAUUUUCAUUGCUUAAUCAUUUCUGUAACUUGUUAUGUCAAACCAUACAUGUGGGAGCACCCUCAUCUAACAUUCAGCAGAGUUUUUACUGAUUGUAAUAAAGAAAGCAGCAGUCCAAUCUUCCUCUCAAUUUAUAACUGCUUGCCUUUCACGGAAAGUUUUGAAAAUCUCACCAUUAUGUACUUGCUUGUGCAGCUUUUCAUACAAAAAUGAUUGGAUAUGUUUCAAUGAGAAAGCAAAAUAAUCAAUUACAUUCAGUUGACAUAAAAACAUAAACAGGGAUUUUGGUAUCUGUACUUUGGAAUGUCUUGAAAAAGGUUAUGUAGAUGUUUGAAUUUGAUUGUUUGAUCUGGAAUCUCAUUGGAAAUUCAUUCUUGCAACAUAUCCCACUUGCAUUGAGAUUUUCCCAGAUUCCUGUUCAUAAUAAUGAAUACAGAACUGAAUUAAGAAUUCUUGGAAUUUUGGACCCUCCAUGUCCUAUAUACAACCACAUCUCUGCAUCAGUUAUAUUCCUCCUUCAAGCAAAUUGUUCCUUUAAUGUCCUGGAUCUUCAUUCUAUGGUGAGCAAUUUUAAUACACGCUCAAAUAAUUAAAUAUUGAAUGAAAUGCUUGCUCCAUUAAUAAUGACAGAAAGCAAGAGAAUUAUUGUAAAAGCCCAUUAACUUCAUGAAUAUUUCUUUAGGGAAGAUAAUCUGACAUUUUACCUGAUCUGGCCUAUAGGUCACUCCAGACCCAUAGUAAUAUGGUCAGCUCUGAAACUGUCCCCUGAAGUAGUCACUCAGUUUACCCACAUUAUAUGGACUGUAGCAGUUCAAAUAUUGCUACCCAAUUACUAUCAAAUGGGAGUUAGGGACGACCAGAAAAUGCUGGCCUUGGUAUGAUGGUCAUACUACAAGUAGUUUUUUUUUAAAUGUUAAAUUAUUAUUCCCCAUGUUUCUAAGUUUCUGCAUUGUUGAAUGGUUGAUAAUUUGUAAACUGAGACUACAGCUGUCAGUAUUUAUGUUGUAACAAAUCUGCUGGGUUUAUCUUGCUCCCUUUUGCCAGUAACUUUAAAUUCUGAAAUAUUUUGAUCCGGUGUUUGUUUGCAGGUCGUCUGCCCAGUGGGGAUUUUUACUGGUGGCCCCAGAUUUCCACAUGGUUCCUUGACAUGGCCCCUGUAGUCCCCUUUGUUUACUAUUUUAAUAAUUAAUCCUUUGGAAUAUAUGAGUGUAGUUUUUCUGGGCAAAGUGUACAAAUCAGAGUUAUCUUGAAAUGAAAGUAGUCAUUUUAAAGAAUA
This is a messenger RNA of Chiloscyllium plagiosum (whitespotted bambooshark), 5796 nucleotides long. The record is from RefSeq and is a predicted model, not a curated record. NCBI's taxonomy places the organism in Eukaryota, Metazoa, Chordata, Chondrichthyes, Orectolobiformes, Hemiscylliidae.